AUGUCCAACAACAUCCGUAUGUUCAUUCGAAUGAUCCAUGAAGAAGUUGAAGAUGAUGAAGAGGAUGAGGCUAUUGCUACAGCUUUAGUAGAGCAAUAUGCUCAAUAUAUGGAUCACGACUUUUUUUCACAUCACGGUGGAUCCGUGCUGAACCACCGUAUCAUCAAUCGCAACAGAGCUGAAGGUCAUGAGAGGCUUUAUCGUGAUUAUUUUGCAGAUUCACCAACAUAUCCAUCACAAUUAUUUUGCAGAAGGUUUCGAGUUCUCGGAUUAUCAUUACUCCAAAAAAUGACAGCUAUAUUAAGGAUGCUCGCAUAUGGAUCACCUGCAGAUGCUGUGGAUGAAUAUGUUAGGAUUGGCGAAAGUACAGUAAUAGAGAAUUUGAAGAAGUUCACGAAAGCAGUAGUUGAAAUAUUUGGAGAGCAAUAUUUGAGGCGCCCAAAUACUAGUGACAUCGCAAGGUUGAUGAGCGUGGCUGAGCAGCGUGGAUUUCCAGGUCAUGCCCGUGAACCAAUUAUUAUUUUGGAAGCAAUAGCUUCUUAUGAUCUAUGGAUAUGGCAUGCCUUUUUUAGAUUACCAGGAUCAUUAAACGAUAUUAAUGUGCUAGAUAGAUCCCAUGUAUUCUCUGAAUUAGCAGAAGGUCGUGGUCCUAAAGUUUCGUAUACUAUCAAUGGACAUGAAUAUACCAUGAGAUAUUAUCUUGCCGAUGGUAUAUAUCCCUCAUGGCGUACUUUUGUUAAAACCAUUUCAUCUCCUCAAGGGAAUAAGAAGAAAUAUUUUGCUGCACAACAAGAGUAUGCUAGAAAGGACGUCGAACGAGCAUUUGGAGUCCUACAAUCACGAUUUGCAAUAGUACGUGGACCGGGACAUAUGUGGGAUGUUGAAACACUUAAAUUUAUAAUGGCAUCUUGUAUCAUAUUGCACAAUAUGAUAGUUGAAGAUGAACGUGAUACAACUCAUGAAGAUGUGGAUUUCAACUAUGAUGCAGUUGCUGCUACUCCAACAAUUGAUUUGUCUCGCAAUCACACAAGUGAAGUUAUGGAGUUCAUACAAGUUCACCAUCAAAUUCGAGACAAACAGACUCAUGUACAACUCCAAAAUGAUCUUGUUGAGCAUUUGUGGGAAUUGUAUGGUAAACAUUCGACUUGA
Messenger RNA from Diospyros lotus (date-plum), 1149 nucleotides. RefSeq lists its product as uncharacterized. NCBI's taxonomy places the organism in Eukaryota, Viridiplantae, Streptophyta, Magnoliopsida, Ericales, Ebenaceae. The transcript is spliced from 3 exons. The record is from RefSeq and is a predicted model, not a curated record. The coding region runs from base 1 to 1149 and encodes 382 amino acids.